AUGGAUGUGGACAAUUGUGCCGAGUGUGGUGAAGAAUACAUAGCGUACUGGAAUAUAAACAAUUGGCAAAAAUCGGAUAACGAAUUAAUUGCCCUCAAAAGUUUAGGCUUUUCUCAAGAAAUUAACGAAGACUUUUUUGCAGAGGAUCUUAAUAAGGAAGAAUUUCAAAAUUCUGAUGAAAUAAGACGCAAAUUCUUAGCAGAAGGUACCCGAUCAAAUGUUGGGAUCCAUAAAGAUGCAGUUUACAAAAGUCGGUUAUUGAAAUACGACGGUCUUCCAGAACCGUUUAAUCAGCUUCCAGAUUCCCGUCAAAUUGAAUUCACGAUGCCUCUGGAUUUUUUGUAG
Messenger RNA from Diversispora eburnea, 345 nucleotides. NCBI's taxonomy places the organism in Eukaryota, Fungi, Glomeromycota, Glomeromycetes, Diversisporales, Diversisporaceae. The record is from the annotation of a GenBank genome assembly.